AAGACACGUUUUUAUUCGGCAGUUUGAGCCAAUAUCGUCCAGUCGUUUGCAUCUUCAAUGGCCCUUCUAUGGAAUAUCAUAACCGUGAUAGCGAUGGGUGGUGUAUCGGCUUUCAAGCCGCGUGAGUCCUUUCAGCCGGUCGAUGUUGGUUUCCAGUUUUCCACGCCAGUUAACUUGGCAAAUACGUUACAAAACAGUGUGGCCGGCCCGAUCAGUCUCGUUCUCGUUGUCGCCUUUAGUGGCAUUCUCGUGGCCGGCCUCAUCGUACCCAAAUUAACUUCCGCUUGGUCGGCCCGUUCUUCCGACGAUGAUUUCUAUUCCAGUUGGUGGCGUCGAAUUUUGGAUCCGCUUGACAUCGAAGAGGCUUUCGAAUUUAUGGACGAUCUGCGUGAUCCUUGCCGAAGGAAGAUCUUGUGUCACGUUCACAGUUUUGUGCCGUACGCUCCGAGUUGGCUGCAGACCGUCUUCCGCCUCAUCAGUAGAAACAUCCGCGGAGUGGAGCGAUACAAGGAGGAUAUCAUACAAGGAUUGGGCGGUGCUGACUGCCAUCAACUCUAUCAGUCGGAAUGCCCGCAAACAGUAGGCCAACUUCUGACGAUGACCAGACCCAUUCGUCGCAUUCUCCAACAACAGGGCCGGCAUUUUCAUUCGACUGGCGACCGAUACUUCAACUUUGUUUGACG
Daphnia carinata is the source of this 683-nucleotide messenger RNA. RefSeq lists its product as uncharacterized. NCBI's taxonomy places the organism in Eukaryota, Metazoa, Arthropoda, Branchiopoda, Diplostraca, Daphniidae. The transcript has 3 exons. The record is from RefSeq and is a predicted model, not a curated record. Bases 58 to 681 code for a protein of 207 amino acids.